Molecule: messenger RNA, 1587 nt
Organism: Spea bombifrons (plains spadefoot toad)
Lineage: Eukaryota; Metazoa; Chordata; Amphibia; Anura; Pelobatidae
Gene: POLG2
Product: DNA polymerase gamma 2, accessory subunit
Exons: 8
Coding region: 42-1397 (451 amino acids)
Biological process (GO): mitochondrial DNA replication
Cellular component (GO): cytoplasm; mitochondrion
Source: RefSeq, a predicted model, not a curated record
AGCUGUAAUUACGGUUAAAGUCUCACCGUCUGAACGUGGAUAUGGCCGGUUCUAGUGUCGGCAAAGCCAGGACUUGGUGCAGCCGAGUGAAUUUACACGUCUAUAAAAACGGAUCCGGCACUCGGAGGCUCUCGGGGGGUUCCGGUGACCGGCUGCAGGAAGUCCUGUUUGAUCUGUGUCGGCGCAGGCACUUUAUAACGGGAGACAAAUUGACAGAGGGGUCUCUUCUGAGAGGAAGCCAUGGCCUCGGGCCGCUAGGAAAGGAGCUGCAGAAAAACCUGGUGAACGGCUGGUGGGACUCGGUGGUUUUACGCAGAGACGACGUUCUAGCGAUUGACUCCCCGCAUCACGUCCCCCCGCAAACCACAUCAGGAACCCCGUUAAAGACAAUAUGGGGCGACAGCCGGAGGUCCCGGCUCCAAACCGGAGAUUUAACCAAAGAGCGGCCCGUCCCCUCGCUCCUGGACAGAGAAAGCCCCCGAUGGACGCUGAGAGGGGAUCUUCUCUAUGGUGCUCUCCAGCAAUACGUUCCGUGCCUGGAGCUGAUGAGUAAGAGGCUUCCGUUUGGCGUAGCGGAGAUCGGGAAGUGCUUUCAUCCCAUUCCUGGCGAGACGGACUCCGCGGAGCUCUCUGGGAUUGGAGAGAGGACGGCGGCGUCUCUGACCUGGUUCAGCGCGGCAAAAACUGCAGGCCGAUGGCGAGAUUACUGGCUGCGCCAGAGACUGCUGUGGUGGCAGAAGUUUGCCCAGAGCCCGUCCAGAUUCAGCGCCAUGGAGCAACCGGAGGGCCACAGCAGGACGACUCGAAUAUAUUAUCACUUCCCCUGGGGAAAGGAACCAAUUGAAAGUGUCUGCAGUAUGGAUGACUCCGCCCUCUUACAGAUGCACCCUGGGAGCACCAAGCUGCACGGCCGAGAUGGGAGGAAGUCGGUGACCCCGCAUGUCGUGUGGGUGAGCGGGGACCUGGAGCGCGGGGUUCUGGCCUGCCUAUCAGACGCCCUGCAGCCGGCAGAGAACCUGUCACCCCAAAGCAAGGACAGGAGAAGGGAGGUCCUGAAACUUCAUCCUUCGUUGGCACCGGUUAAAGUGGCCGUGGACAUGGGAAAAGGACUGGCCGUGGACCUGAGACUGGUUUGCCAGGGCAUUUCUGACGAGCUGCGUGGCAGUGGGAUCUCCGUGUGGCCGGGUUACCUGGAAUCCUUACAGACCCCCGUGGAGAAAGUCUUCGCAAAAUACGACGAGAUGGGAAUCCUGUUCACAGUCCUGGUGAGCGAGAAUACGCUGGAGAACGGGCUCCUCCUGCUGCGCAGCCGCGACACCACGUUAAAGGAGACCACGCAUGUGUCCAAGGUGCGCCGGUUCCUGGAACAGUACAUCGUGGCUGCCAAGAACUUGUGAGCCCGCAACACCCAGAGAACGCGCGCCACGGCAGCUGGGGCUGCGGGAAAGAGCUGCUGUCUGUAUCGUGGGGGAUCCGGAUCCUGCAGGGCAUCUUUCUGUACCACGCGGAACUCCACGUGGAUUCAUGGUAUGACCGCACCACGCGGCUCCUCCCUAAACUAUUUCACAAUGUAGAAGAACACGAAGU